UAUCUAAUAUGAGAUCUAACUUUUCAACUGAGUAUUCAUACCAAUGAUCAGGCGCCAACGUGAAACGUGGAACCUCUCGAAUUCAUCAUGAAUUUACAAUAAAUAUUAAGUUUAGUAAUUCUAAAUUAAUUGUAGUCGUGUAAAGCUUCAGUAAUUUAGUUCUAGUAGUGAGUGAAUGUUGUUGUGUUGUCAAUUCUAUACUUGGAGAAAUGCCUCCACGAAAAAAUAAGGGAGGCCUCCUUGCGAGAGUGAAUUUUCCUCUUUAUACCAUUCAGAUGUUGACAAGUAGACAUGUCAUCGUUGGAGGUGGUGGAGGUUCUUCAAAAACAGGAGUAGCUAAUGGCUUUGAAAUCUUUGAAUUGUCUCAUGAUGGUUGGAGUUUUGUGGCUGAAGAAGUCACAAGGCAUGAGACAGGUCCAAGUGUUGUUAUGAAUUGUGCUGCAUUCAAUGAUGGUAAAAGAACUUGGCUUGUAGCUGGUCAAGAAAGCCAUUGCCAAUUAUAUAACGUCAUUCCAAGAGUACUUACUUUAGAGAAUGGAGAAAUCCAGUCUAAGACUGAUAAAAGUACAGAUGAAGAUACACAGAGUAAUGUUAGACAACGAAAAUUGAAUGAAAAAAAUGUAACACCUGAGAACACUAAAGAAAAAGUACAGACAAUACGAGAAGACAAUUCUCAUGUCAUUCGUAAAAAACUCCAAUUACUUCUUAAGCCUUCUACAAGCAUACAAACUGAUUUUAGUGAUUCUGAGCCACUUCAAAGAAUAGUUAGAGUUAGUCCUAAUGGAAAGGUAAUGGCCACAGGAGGAUUAGACGGAGUAAUAAGGCUCUGGAAAUUUCCUCAAUUAGUAAAGCUUCAUAAUUUAGAAGGCCAUACUAAGGAAAUUGAUGAUAUUGACUUCAAUUUAAGUGGAAAUUUGGUUGCUACUAUUGCUAAAGAUGGUCAAGCAUUUGUAUGGGAUGUUACAAAAGGUGCAAAACAUAAAGAGCUCUCAUGGAAUACUCCGGAUGGAGCUAAAUACAUGUACAAAAGACUACGGUUUCGUAUUCCACUUGAGAAGAAAUCAAAAACAGAAUUGUUUAUGCUAUCGAAUGCAAUUCUAGCAAAAAAUCCAAGUUAUCUUCAAUUGUGGGAUGUUGAUCAGGGUUCUAUUGUUAAGUCAGUAGAGUUUAAAGAAACUUUAUCAGCAAUGGCUGUAUCAGAUGAUGGAAAAUUUGUUGCCGUUGGAACAAUGUUUUCUGGAACUGUUGAUAUUUUUAUUGCAUUCAGCCUACAACGUGCUCUUCAUGUUCCUGGUGCUCACAGUAUGUUUGUAACUGGGUUAGAAUUUUUGCCUACUAAAUUAGAUGGUCCUGCUAUCACAAGUAACUCAGAAACUGCUGUUGUUAGUAUUUCAGUUGAUAAUAGGAUUUGUAUUCACAACAUUCCUUUCAGACAUUCAUUGCCAUUCUGGUUAGUCAUCGUUUUCAUCGUGUUAAGUAUUUGUGGAGCACUUUUAUUUUGUAGUUUUAUGGGUAUUUGACCCGAGUUAUUUAAUCCGAAAUUAGCUAAUGCAUCUCUAAUGGUUUAUCAAAUUUAUUCUGUUAACUAAAUCUUUAUAUGGACAUUACCUUGCCAAAGGCAAAUUAACCAUCUCUGUGAGGCGAUUAUAAUUCAUUAAAGGUCCAUAUUUAUGCCAGCAAUAUUAAUUGCAAUUUCAUUUGAGUAACUCGAUCAAUUAAACAGCGGUAUUUAUAGUGUAAUGAACAAUGAUAGAUAAGUUUUUUGUAAAUGGGAAAACAAGAUUAACAAUGAUAAGAUGUCCAUUUAUUCAUCCAAUUAAAAAAAAACCUGAACACAUUUAUAAAUUCAUGUUGAUUUUAAAAAUUAUUAAAUGAAUGCCUGAAAAAUUGUAACGAUAAAUUAAUCAAUUUAUCGUCUAAUGUAGCUAGAAUAUAACAAAUUAUAUUUGUAGUUGAUGGCAUUUAUUGCAUUGUACUUCUUGUUAUUGACUUUGAAAGUCAAUUUGCUCACACAUUUGUCAAAGUUGUUAUCAAUUAAGUUAUGAAAAAAAAGUAAAUUUAUUUCUACAUUAUUUAGGGUUUGAAAAUUGCUUUACAAUAAUUAGUUAUUUAUUUGUGAAAUUGUUAAGCUUGUUUAUUGUAGUGAUUUUUAUUUAAAUCAAAUUGUUUAAUUCUAAGACAACACAGACACCAUGCAACAAUUUUAUUAAUUGACCAUUUUAGUUAA
Molecule: messenger RNA, 2227 nt
Organism: Chelonus insularis
Lineage: Eukaryota; Metazoa; Arthropoda; Insecta; Hymenoptera; Braconidae
Product: prolactin regulatory element-binding protein
Exons: 4
Coding region: 210-1520 (436 amino acids)
Biological process (GO): protein secretion
Cellular component (GO): endoplasmic reticulum membrane
Molecular function (GO): protein binding; GTPase activator activity; guanyl-nucleotide exchange factor activity
Source: RefSeq, a predicted model, not a curated record